AUGCCUGUCCCAGGACCACCUUCCUCCAGCAAGUCCGGUAUUCAGACCAGCGCCGACGGGGCCGCGUACAUCCCGUCGUCCCGCCGCGCCGAUGGGACCACCAGGAAAGAAAUCCGAGUACGGCCUGGUUAUCGCCCGCCUGAAGACGUUGAGACGUACAAGAACCGGAGCGCCGAGGCGUGGAAGAACAGAACUGCAGGCACCGUCGGGGUUCCCGGCGCACACACGGAUGAAACCCCCAGCAAGAGCAAGAAUGCGAAACGCAGGGAAGCGGCGCGAAGAAAGGCCGCCGAAGAUGCCGAAGCGGGCGGGGACCAGGAAGAGGAGGCGCUCACAUCGGCCUUGAGGGCGGCGGAAAUCUCGAACUCGGACGGACGCGCCAAGGGAGGACAUGCUCCCUCCGCGACCCCAGACGCGGACUUGGACGCCGAGCAACAGAAGAAGAUCCGCAACCAGCUGAAGAAACUGCGGGCGGUACAGGAACUCAAGGACAAGAGAGCGGCGGGCGAGAAGUUGUCGCCCGAUCAGAUAAUGAAGAUUGGGAAGGAGAUGGAGUUGCGCCGGGAUCUGAGCAAGUUGGGGUAUGAUGGGCCCGAGGCACUUGUACCAGGGCAGGGGCCUGAGUCUGCACAUGAGCCUGUCCGGUCUGCGAGCGUGAGUGGUUGA
This is a messenger RNA of Cladophialophora yegresii CBS 114405, 666 nucleotides long. RefSeq lists its product as uncharacterized. Lineage: Eukaryota; Fungi; Ascomycota; Eurotiomycetes; Chaetothyriales; Herpotrichiellaceae. The record is from RefSeq and is a predicted model, not a curated record. Gene Ontology annotation, cellular component: cytoplasm; exon-exon junction complex. The transcript has a single exon. Gene Ontology annotation, biological process: exon-exon junction complex disassembly. Gene Ontology annotation, molecular function: RNA binding. Bases 1 to 666 code for a protein of 221 amino acids.